Messenger RNA from Heteronotia binoei (common prickly gecko), 3089 nucleotides. It is a transcript of the gene EDC3, whose product is annotated as enhancer of mRNA decapping 3. Gene Ontology annotation, biological process: P-body assembly; deadenylation-independent decapping of nuclear-transcribed mRNA. Lineage: Eukaryota; Metazoa; Chordata; Lepidosauria; Squamata; Gekkonidae. Gene Ontology annotation, cellular component: P-body. Gene Ontology annotation, molecular function: mRNA binding. Bases 111 to 1634 code for a protein of 507 amino acids. The record is from RefSeq and is a predicted model, not a curated record. The transcript has 7 exons.
GCGGAAGUGACGCCCGCUUUGAGGCCACUUCCGGUGGGAAGAGGACUUGAGGGAGGCGGAGAGCCAAGCGAGUGAGUGGCUGCCCCUCCGACCCAGUGAUCAGGGAAAACAUGGCUACCAAUUGGCUUGGAAGCAUCGUCUCUAUCAACUGCGGGGACAGCCUGGGAGUCUACCAGGGAAGAGUAUCGGCUGUGGACCAAGUCAGGCAGACAAUCUCAUUGACACGGCCUUUUCACAAUGGGGUCAAGUGUUUGGUGCCAGAGGUCACCUUCAGGGCAGGUGACAUCACUGAGCUGAAGAUCCUGGAGAUCCCAGGCCCGGGUGAUAACGGGCCAUGUGGAGACUUUCAGCAGAAUGACCUUGGCAUGUCCGGGAUUGGAUUCCAUGGAAACGCCAGCCAGAACGGCACUGGGAAACUGCUGAAGAAACCCGGCUCUAACAGCAGCGCCCCCCAGAACAUCCCCAGGAGGACAGACGCGAGAAGCCAAGACGUGGCCGUAUCCCCCCUGCAGCAUCAGUGUUCCAAGAGCUACAUGGACCGGCACAUGGAGUCCUUGAGUCAGUCGAAAGUCUUCCGCCGGAGGCACAACUCCUGGUCCUCCAGCAGCCGUCACCCGAACCAGGCGACCCCGAAGAAGAGCGGGGUGAAGAACGGGCCCAUGAAGAACAAGGACGACGAGUGUUUUGGGGACGACAUCGAGGAAAUCCCGGACACGGAUUUUGAUUUCGAGGGGAACCUGGCGCUCUUCGAUAAGGCAGCCGUGUUCGAGGAGAUAGAAACGUACGAGAGGAAAAGCGGGACCCGCUCGAGAGGCACGCCGAAUGAGAAGUCCACCCGCUAUCGGCACGACGAGAACAUCUUGGAAUCUGAGCCCAUCGUGUACCGAAGGAUCACCGUGCCCCAGGCCAGUAAAGAGUUCUGCACUGAUUCCGGGCUGGUUGUUCCCAGCGUCUCCUACGAGCUGCACAAAAAGCUGCUCUCUGUGGCUGAGAAACACGGGCUGACUCUGGAGCGGCGACUGGAAAUGACCGGGGUGUGUGCCAGUCAGAUGGCUUUGAGUCUGCUUGGGGGACCCAACAGGCUGAACCCGAAGAACAUUCACCAGCGCCCCACCGUUGCCUUGCUGUGCGGCCCCCAUGUGAAGGGGGCCCAGGGGAUCAGCUGCGGCCGGCACCUGUCCAACCACGACGUGCACGUCAUCCUCUUCCUCCCCAACUUCGUCAAGAUGCUGGAAUCGAUCACCAACGAACUGACGCUCUUCGGCAAGACUCCAGGGCAGCAGGUGUCCAGCGUCAAAGAUCUUCCAGCCACGCCCGUCGACUUGGUGAUCAACUGCUUGGAUUGCCACGAAAAUGCCUUCCUGAGGGACCAGCCCUGGUACAAGGCAGUGGUGGACUGGGCCAACCAGAACCGAGCUCCGGUCCUCAGCCUAGACCCCCCGGUGAGCGAGGCGGAGCAGGGCAUCGAUGCCAAAUGGUCACUGGCCUUGGGCCUCCCCCUGCCGCUGGGCGAGAGGGCCGGGCGGGUGUACCUGUGCGACAUCGGCAUCCCCCAGAAGGUCUUCCAGGAGGUGGGCAUCAACUACCACUCGCCCUUCGGCUGCAAGUUCGUCAUCCCCCUCCACUCGACCUAGAGCGGGGCUCGACCUUCUCUUGAAGGAUGGGAGGGGGCCCCCCCGAUUGCCUCGACCUCCCCCUCGCGAAAGGAAUCCAUAUUGGAACUCUUGACGCCUUAAGGAAGCAAAGAAACCACUCCCCCCCCCCCCCCCCGGGUUUGUUGUUUCCUUCUGGAAGAAACCUGAAGUGUUAAAGAGAACCGGGGAAGGACUGCUGUGUACCGCGGAGUCUUGGACGCACUCGUGCCAUUGCCUGAAGGAGCCGCCCCACAGAGCCAAUGGGCUAAGGGAGUCGGCAGGGGCGAGGGGGUGCGGAGUGGAUUGUUUCCAUUCGUACACAAAAGCGCCCUUGCCCGGUUGGGUACCAGAGGGUGGGAUUCCUGUUUCGUUUCCCCCUUUGUAGUGAGAGCGGUUUCUCGGGUGCCGUCCCCCUCUCAUCCGACCACGUGGGAACUCCGGCACUCCUCCUGCUGUGUCCCCCCACCCCACCCCCCUUCUCGUGCAGCUAAAGCCCAACUCUCAGUUCACACCUGAAGCUAUAUUGGGAACCCUUGAGUAUACUCUGUCUUGAGAGGCAGGGCCCGGUGCCCCUAGUGGCGAUUUUGAGGUUGCCAGAUCAGCACUUGAGUCAUUUGACCCAAAGGCAAGCUAUCUAAGCGGCGGCUUCCCUUUUUAUGAGGCUUUGUUUCUUUUUUGUGGUUCUUUUUUUUUUUUGCUGGGUGAGCGAGUGGCUCAAAGGACAGAAGGGAGCCGGCGAAACGGUGCUUGUGCUUGUGUCGGCCACACACAAGCGGCCGUCCUCCCGCCUUGCUGCAGAAAUCCACAAUUGCUGGUGGUUUUUCUUUCCCCCCACCCCUCCCCCUUCGUCGAGGUUCCGGGAACAAAUCUGUAGCAACAGAGGAGGGCUCUUUUUCAGCCUCCCCAGGGCUCAGGAGUCACCAGAAGAUCCGUGCACGCGGCAGCGGCGUCUCGUUCCCGCGUCGACGCCGUCUCGAUCGGGCACGCGAGGGCACAGUGUUGUGGAAGAGGGCGCUCUCUGCCCUCCGACGGGCUCUUUAUUUCUUGUCGAGAAGCCUAGCCCACGGAGCCACUUCUGUCCCCCCGCAUGUGCCGUUGUACCGAUCUAACCCGGCUCCCUCGCACUUGGAGCAUGAGUUCUGUAUAAGCACUGCAGGCGAAUCGUGCAUCACUGCCGUCUCCUCUCUCCACUCGGGGAAUGAACCCCACCCCCCUCGGUGGUGGCGACUUCCUGUCCCCUCAAAGCACUGCCGGCACGCUGCUUUGUGACGUGGCCCCGCCCUCUCUAGACUUCGGGGAUACAAAAGCCUUGUGAAGUGACCGAGCUUGAACGCCUCCUGCCGGCUUUUGAGCAGUCAACCGCGCUUCAACCCCCUCCUGUCUGUGUGUCUCAAGGUGCCAUACUGAAGCUCGUUCGCCCAGCCACGACUGUGAUUAAAACAUACAGUAAAAGCA